This is a messenger RNA of Penicillium atrosanguineum, 1077 nucleotides long. RefSeq lists its product as uncharacterized. The coding region runs from base 1 to 1077 and encodes 358 amino acids. Lineage: Eukaryota; Fungi; Ascomycota; Eurotiomycetes; Eurotiales; Aspergillaceae. The record is from RefSeq and is a predicted model, not a curated record. The transcript is spliced from 2 exons.
AUGCCAUCAUCACGCACAAUAUCCUUAUUUCUCCACGCUCCGGCGCCCGGGGUCGCCUCGCCCUCGCUGCCCACGUGCUUCUUCCGCUCCUUCUCCAGUCAGCAUGGCACAACCCACAGGCGACCACAGCCACAGCGACAGCACAGAGCGCAGUUCAGUCCCAGAUCCCAGCCCUCCAUAGCAUCAUUCUCCUCGUCAUCAGCCCGACGACGGGACCAAAACUACUACGAAGUCCUCGACCUCCCUCCAACCGCCACAGCAGCAGAGAUAAAGAAACAAUUCUACGCCCUCUCCCUCCGCCACCACCCGGACCGCAACCGCAGCGACCCAAACGCCUCCCAACGCUUCGCCCGCAUCUCAGCAGCCUACAACACCCUCGGCAACGCCAACAAACGCGCAACCUACGACCGCGACCACGGCUUCCACCUCCAACACCGCACGCCCCCAGCAGGAAGCCACAGCAGCUACAACGCAAACCUACACAAAGGCUACGCCGGCUCACGACCACCUUCCGGCCUAUCCAAACGCCGUGGCACAUUUCACGGCCCACCGCCCAGUUUCUACGAACAAGGCGGAUACGGCAGUACAGGCCGGACGGAAACAGGAUCAUGGACUGCCGGGGCGGACUUUGCGAAUGCCGCGUCUAGUGGAGGAGGGAGUUCGAAAAGGAGAGAUCCGGAAGAUUACGAGGGAUUUAUUGACCGAAAUCCAUUGGGACAUUUCAAUGCGAGGGGACAUUUUAGAACACAGAAGGCCGAGGAUAUGAGGAGGAGGGAACGGUAUGCUAGGGCUAGACAGGCGAGUUUGAAGGAGGAUGGGGCGCGAGAUACGAGUUCGAAGGGGGAGAUCAGGAUUCUUAGGUUGGUUGUUGUUAGUGGGAUUUUGGUUGUUACCGGAUUACUCGGGGGCUUUGUGCACGGGGUUAUGCCUACGGGGCCGGCUGCGACGGCCCAGGAUCAGGCUAAGGCUAGGGUCAAAAUCGCUGCUGUUGCGGCGGAGAGGACGAGGAAGAAGGAGGCUCAGGCGAGGGAGAAUGGCAAUGCAGCUCAUGGUCAGUCUCAGACUAUGUCGAGUUGA